This is a messenger RNA of Echinococcus granulosus, 747 nucleotides long. RefSeq lists its product as hypothetical. The transcript has 5 exons. Lineage: Eukaryota; Metazoa; Platyhelminthes; Cestoda; Cyclophyllidea; Taeniidae. Bases 1 to 747 code for a protein of 248 amino acids. The record is from RefSeq and is a predicted model, not a curated record.
AUGCGGAACGAGACUUGCAAUUCAAAGGUUCUUUGUUGUGACCUGCCGUUGUCCACUCCUCCUCCUGGUCUCAAACGCUGCAUUCGGGCCUCGGUUAAUGCUGUCUUUAUUUUCGAUAUGCAUCGAGUUCCGCCUCAGCCAGUGUCGAAGCAGCGGAAGUUUCCUCGUAGCAAUUCAAAUGAGGCAUUGCAAUUUGUCUUCGGACAGCCUUGCAAUGGGCCAGUGAGGUGGAUUAACAACUUCCAAUCUAGGCGUGUCGAAACAGAAGCAUUGUGCGAGAAAGACACUUUUGGCAUUUGCUCGACCAUCAGUGAUGCUAUGCUCGCUCUGUCGCAGUGUGGACCUCAACACCCUGUUGUUGCACAGUCAUGUCCAUUUUCACAGACAAAUUGCAUCGCCUCUGAUGUGGUCAACAGUUUGGACGAACUCUAUCGAGUUGGAACAUUCUUUCAAAUAUCCGAGUGGGAUGGUAUGGGUAUGAAGAAUAGCAUGCUCAGUCCAAAUCGUGAAGUGGUUCCUGACAUCGCAGCAGAUGCCAAUGUUGAUUCGGUGUUAGGUGAUGAAAAACCAACUUCGAAAGAGGUAGAAAGGGAUGAGGAUGGGACGUCUGCUCCCAAAGCAGAUGCGUCCUCAUUGCUGUCUGGUGAAGGACACAAGGAUGACGGGAGUGACAAGGAGGCGUUUUCGUCACCCUCCGCUUCAGAUGGUUCUUAUAGGCGAAGGCUGAUAUCUUCUGCCUACGCAUGA